Molecule: messenger RNA, 1387 nt
Organism: Drosophila sechellia
Lineage: Eukaryota; Metazoa; Arthropoda; Insecta; Diptera; Drosophilidae
Product: extensin-1
Exons: 2
Coding region: 91-1242 (383 amino acids)
Source: RefSeq, a predicted model, not a curated record
AGGCACGCUGAACUAUAAAUAAUGUAGACCCGAGCAGAAAAGGCACAGUCACAACUCUACCUUCGAGGUGUUGAAUUGGAUCUGAGCAAAAUGAAAUUCCUGAUCGCUUUUGCCCUGGUGGCCGUGGCCAGCGCAGAUGUUUCUCAUCUGUUCUCGCACAGCAACAACCUGCAGGAGGAUGGAUACCACUAUGCCCCACCACGCGCUCCGGUCGUCAUCGACGUGCCCUAUGUGCCCCACGAGUCUGCCCCACCAGUAGUGGUCUACGAGGCCCCCAAGCCCAGGCCCACACCCCCUCGCCCCGUCUACACCCCUCCAGUGGUCUUCCACUCCGAGCCCGCUGGUGUCCUCAAGGACGAUGGAUACCACUACGGCCAGCCCUCCGUGAAAUUCGAGGUCUCUGCUCCUCCACCACCAAAGGUUGAGUACCUGCCUCCUCCGACCAAGAAGGUGUAUGUGCCACCCCCAACCAAGAAGGUUGUCUACACCCCACCCCCACCACCACCAACCAAGAAGGUCGUCGUCUACACCCCACCCCCACCACCACCACCGAAGAAGGUCGUGUACACCCCACCCCCAACUGGCAUCCUGAAGGACGAUGGCUACCACUACGGCCAGCCCUCCGUGAAAUUCGAGGUCUCUGCUCCUCCACCACCAAAGGUUGAGUACCUGCCUCCUCCGACCAAGAAGGUGGUUAUCGCCCCUCCCCCAGUGUAUGUGCCACCCCCAACCAAGAAGGUUGUAUACACCCCACCCCCACCACCACCAACCAAGAAGGUCGUCGUCUACACCCCACCCUCACCACCACCACCGAAGAAGGUCGUGUACACCCCACCCCCAACUGGCAUCCUGAAGGACGAUGGCUACCACUACGGCCAGCCCUCCGUGAAAUUCGAGGUCUCUGCUCCUCCAGCACCAAAGGUUGAGUACCUGCCACCCCCACCCACUCCCCCAGUCUACGUGCCACCACCCACCAAGAAGGUCGUUGUGUACACCCCACCUCCACCACCACCACCAGUGUACAUCCCUCCCCCAACCAAGAAGGUCGUUGUGUACACAACACCCCCACCACCACCACCAGUGUACAUCCCUCCCCCAACCAAGAAGGUCGUUGUGUACACCCCACCCCCACCACCACCACCGACCAAGAAAGUGUACGUGACCCCCAAGGUCGAGUACCUGCCCCCCGUCCAGAAGGGAUACAGCUACCCCAACGACCCCCAGCCCGCGUUCAACUUCUAGGCUCUCGAAGCUCGUUGUAAAUACACAGAUUAAGUAUUAGCCAUAUUUUUGAACGAAUUGUGAAUGAGUGGCUUAGCCUUUCCCUAUCGCAGGAAAGCCGAGUCCACUUGAUAUAAGCGUGAAAAUAAAAAUCUUUCGAUUUUAA